AUGUCUAGUGUUUACAUUGAUAUAAGAGAUGACCAAUGGCCUUUAAUUUAUGAUGAGAAGUAUAAUGUGUCGUUUUGCGGCUUUGAAAAGUUUCAUGUGUUUGAUGCAAAGAAAUGGCGUAAUAUAAUACAGCAUUUGAUUGAGGCCAAUUUUAUAACAAAAGAAUGCUUAGUAAAGCCACUUGAAGCCAAAGAGAAUGAACUUCUUGUAGUUCAUACUAAAAAAUAUUUGAAAUCUCUUAAAUGGAGUGGUAAAGUUGCAAUGAUUGCAGAAGUGCCAAUAGUAGCUUGUUUGCCGAAUAUACUUGUCCAACAUGCUUAUUUGAAGCCAAUGAGAUUACAGACUGGUGGAUCAAUUCUAGCCGGUAAGCUUGCAUUAGAGCGUGGUUGGGCAAUAAAUGUAGGUGGUGGGUUUCACCACUGCAGUGCGGGCAAGGGGGGUGGGUUCUGCCCUUAUGCAGACAUCACUCUACUUAUCAAGAAUUUGGUCUUACAUCGAAGUGUACAAAAUGCUAUGAUUGUUGAUUUGGAUGCUCAUCAAGGUAAUGGCUACCAACGCGAUUUUCUCGGCGUGCCCGAAGUGUACAUAAUGGAUAUGUAUAACCGUCACAUCUACCCCAAAGAUGAAGAAGCUAAAAGGGCUAUUCGACGGAAAAUUGAACUGGGAAAUAAGGUGGAAGAUUUGGAAUAUAUGCUUAAAUUGCGAAAGAAUUUAAAGGCGGCUCUGAAGGAGUUUAAGCCUGACAUCUUGGUGUACAAUGCUGGCACUGACAUACUGGACUCUGAUCCACUAGGACUUAUGAGGAUCAGUGAAAUUGGUAUUAUAAAACGCGACGAGUUCGUGUUUGAAAUGUGCAAAGAGCAAGAGAUCCCGGUUGUGAUGCUGACGAGCGGCGGCUACUUGCGGCGCACCGCCCGUAUCGUCGCCGACUCUAUUAUCAAUCUGAAGAACAAGGGCCUCAUCGGGAUCGCACCCAAGACCGUACACAAUGCGGAGAGGUAC
Molecule: messenger RNA, 1002 nt
Organism: Brenthis ino (lesser marbled fritillary)
Lineage: Eukaryota; Metazoa; Arthropoda; Insecta; Lepidoptera; Nymphalidae
Source: the annotation of a GenBank genome assembly